Messenger RNA from Leptopilina boulardi, 1902 nucleotides. Its product is annotated as serine/threonine/tyrosine-interacting protein B-like. The record is from RefSeq and is a predicted model, not a curated record. Gene Ontology annotation, biological process: regulation of ERK1 and ERK2 cascade; negative regulation of protein binding; protein dephosphorylation. The transcript has 5 exons. Gene Ontology annotation, molecular function: F-box domain binding; protein tyrosine/serine/threonine phosphatase activity. Lineage: Eukaryota; Metazoa; Arthropoda; Insecta; Hymenoptera; Figitidae. Gene Ontology annotation, cellular component: nucleoplasm; cytoplasm. The coding region runs from base 132 to 815 and encodes 227 amino acids.
UAAUCCCUAAUUUGCAAAUGGUCGCAAUGUCAGAAAAUUUAUCCGAGUGUUGAAAAAAAAGUGAAAGAAUAUCUCCGGUUGUAUUUUAUAUUAAUAUUGUUUAUUAAUAAAUCUGUGGUAAAAUUAUCGGAAUGAUAUCUAUUGAUAAUAAUAGAACUCAUCACAAGGAGAUUCAAGAAAACAAUGAACAAAAUCCUCAACUUUAUCCAAGUAUUCCUUCUGCUUACGAUGUUCCUAAAGAAUGGACUUACACAAUGAGAAGAAGUAUGCAGGAAGUUGUUCCUGGCUUGUAUCUCGGCCCUUACAGUGCUGCAAGUCGCUCAAAUUUGCAAUCUUUAUUGGAUUGCGGUAUUACACAUAUUGUAUGUGUUCGACAAGAUAUUGAAGCUUAUUUCAUAAAACCCAAUUUUCCAGAUAGAUUUAAAUACUUAGUUUUAAAUAUCGCUGAUGUUGCAACGGAAAACAUAAUUCAACAUUUUCAAAAAGUGAAAACAUUCAUCGAUGAAAGUUUACUAUCCGGUGGUCAAGUUCUAGUACAUGGAAAUGCAGGAAUAUCGAGAUCCGCAGCUCUAGUUCUUGCUUACGUUAUGGAAACUUAUGGCUUGACACAUGUGAGAGCCUACGCAAUUGUACAACAGAGAAGAUUCUGUAUAAAUCCAAACGAAGGUUUUAUGGCCCAAUUAAAGGAAUAUGAACCCAUUUAUCAAGCGCAAAAAACAUUAAAGAACGGACAACAAAGUAGAACAACGCAAAGAUGCAAAAGGAGCUAUCAUCAAUUAGACGCUGAAUUUAUACCUGAACCAAUGGAUAGUUGAUAUCAGACAGAUUAAAUGCCAAAGUUACCAGAAGACUUAUCCUAGUGUAACAACUCACAUUAGUUAGUGUCUCGUACAUCUUUCUUAAUAGUUCAAACCAAUCUGACUGUUAUCGAAAAAAAGUAGAGCCUCUGUCUCUCUUUCUCUAUCUAUGUCUCUCUAUCUCUCUAUUAAUCGUUAACAUCUUUCUGUCUUUGUUUUGAACGAAAAUUAUCAUUUUUAAGACUGAAGAAAUCUUCCUAUUUUUCAUAAUAUAUUGUAAAUUAAGGUAACAAGAAAUUUACAGUCAAUAUAUAUAUAUAUAUAUUGUGUAUUACAAAAAUAUGCGCAAUCUUGGUUUGCUAACUUUUAUUUUUAAAGAGAUAAUCAUAAUUUAUUUUUAAUAUAAUCAAAAAAUUAUUUAAUACAAGUCUGUUCUUUUUUCGCAAAUAUUUGAAAUCUAUUUUUUCUCUUUUACGCGAAAAAUUUAAAAGUUAAGUUUAAAAAUAUUACUAUUUAUUGUGUUCAAAAACAAAAAGCUUUGAAUACUCUUUUUGCAGUGUUGUAGAAAUUAUUAUAUAUAUAGUUAAACAUUUUUUUUAUACGUUUUCAAUUAUUUAAAGUUUCUAAAAUAAAAUGUGUUUUCUAAGAGUUAAGUAACAUAUAUUAAUAUAUAAAAGUUAUCUAUAAUUAGUGAUGACUUUUCUUUUAUUAAAAAAAAAAAAAAAAAAAUCUUUCUCGUAAAGUUAAUUUUUUAUUUUAUUUAAAUAUAUUACACAUAAUUUCAUUAAAUCGCUUUUAAAAAAAAAAUAAUACCAGUCAUAUCGGUUUGAAUAACUCAUUUUCCUAACCGAAUUAAAGGCGAGUACGUAUUUCUGUAAUAAUAAAAUAAAAAGAACAAACGCUUAGUGUACAAAAAUAUAUUUAGGAAUUUCUACAAUUUAGAAUCGAUAAAUGUAAAAUGACUCUUUUUAACGCCACAUCACAGAACUAAUCUUGUAGCUUUAAAAGCUUUUUCUAUAAACAAAAUUUCCACGUACUUUCGCACUCAUAAUAUUUAACGCAUCAUUAGUUAAAUAGUAUUUGAUAAUUAGGAUAAAUUCAUAAA